Toxoplasma gondii ME49 is the source of this 2012-nucleotide messenger RNA. It is a transcript of the gene TUBA1, whose product is annotated as alpha tubulin TUBA1. The record is from RefSeq and is a predicted model, not a curated record. Gene Ontology annotation, biological process: microtubule cytoskeleton organization; mitotic cell cycle. Bases 341 to 1702 code for a protein of 453 amino acids. Gene Ontology annotation, molecular function: GTP binding; structural constituent of cytoskeleton. The transcript has 3 exons. Gene Ontology annotation, cellular component: cytoplasm; microtubule. NCBI's taxonomy places the organism in Eukaryota, Apicomplexa, Conoidasida, Eucoccidiorida, Sarcocystidae.
UGCCUGCAUUGGGUGCGGUUGGUGAUCCUGGUUGGACCGGUGGAGAUGCGCGCGCACGAAGGGGAUGUGUCAGAAACAUUUUGUUUGUUCUCUGUGAACUUUUAGAUGUGUUAAAGGCGGCGAAUAUUAGCAGAGGGUCCUCCUUGUUGGAUUCUCUCUUGAAUUUCGCCCUUUCCUUCUCUUUGCGAGUCUCGUAGAGAACAAGCACUCGUUCGCCGUCCCUGACGACGCAACCCGCGCAGAAGACAUCCACCAAACGGUGUUACACAAUCACCUUGUGUGAAGUUCUUGCGGAAAACUACUCGUUGGCAUUUUUUCUUGAAUUCCCUUUUUCGACAAAAUGAGAGAGGUUAUCAGCAUCCACGUCGGCCAGGCCGGUAUCCAAAUCGGUAACGCCUGCUGGGAGCUCUUCUGCCUGGAACAUGGUAUCCAGCCGGAUGGGCAGAUGCCCUCUGACAAGACCAUUGGAGGUGGUGACGACGCCUUCAACACCUUCUUUUCCGAGACAGGCGCUGGCAAGCACGUGCCCCGAUGCGUCUUCUUGGAUUUGGAGCCCACCGUCGUCGAUGAGGUUCGCACCGGCACUUACCGCCACCUGUUCCACCCGGAGCAGUUGAUCAGCGGGAAAGAGGAUGCUGCGAACAACUUCGCGCGUGGUCACUACACCAUCGGCAAGGAGAUCGUCGACCUCUCCCUCGACCGUAUCCGCAAGUUGGCUGACAACUGCACUGGUCUCCAGGGUUUCUUGAUGUUCAACGCCGUCGGCGGUGGUACCGGUUCCGGUCUCGGUUGCCUCCUGCUCGAGCGCCUGUCUGUUGACUACGGCAAGAAGUCGAAGCUGAACUUCUGCUCGUGGCCCUCGCCCCAGGUGUCGACCGCAGUUGUGGAACCGUACAACUCCGUCCUUUCCACUCACUCUCUGUUGGAGCACACCGACGUGGCCGUCAUGCUCGACAACGAGGCCAUCUACGACAUCUGCCGCCGCAACCUGGACAUCGAGCGCCCGACCUACACCAACCUGAACAGACUGAUUGCCCAGGUCAUCUCCUCCCUGACCGCGUCUCUCCGUUUCGAUGGUGCGCUCAACGUCGACGUGACUGAGUUCCAGACCAACUUGGUGCCCUACCCGCGCAUUCACUUCAUGCUCUCAUCGUAUGCGCCCAUCAUCAGCGCAGAGAAGGCGUACCACGAGCAGUUGUCUGUCGCUGAGAUCACCAACUCGGCUUUCGAGCCCGCGAGCAUGAUGGCCAAGUGUGAUCCUCGUCACGGAAAGUACAUGGCCUGCUGCUUGAUGUACCGUGGUGAUGUCGUCCCCAAGGAUGUGAACGCAGCCGUUGCGACCAUCAAGACCAAGAGAACCAUCCAGUUCGUCGACUGGUGUCCCACCGGGUUCAAGUGCGGUAUCAACUACCAGCCACCCACUGUGGUUCCUGGUGGUGACUUGGCCAAGGUCAUGCGCGCCGUCUGCAUGAUCAGCAACAGCACUGCCAUCGCAGAAGUUUUCAGUCGCAUGGACCACAAAUUCGAUCUCAUGUACGCCAAGAGGGCCUUCGUCCACUGGUAUGUCGGUGAGGGUAUGGAAGAAGGUGAAUUCUCUGAGGCGCGUGAGGAUUUGGCUGCUCUCGAGAAGGACUACGAAGAGGUUGGCAUCGAGACCGCCGAAGGUGAAGGUGAAGAGGAGGGCUAUGGUGACGAGUACUAAACCGCAAGCCCGAGUACAGAAAUUCUGGCGAUAGCGGGAAAGGCAUAGCGAACGAGACCGAAUAAUUCCAGCCAGGAUUUUUUGGUGUCUUUUACUUGAAAAGGUGAAGGUAUAAACGACCAAGCGUGGCAGAUAUGGAAAAUCCGUUUUCAGCUGGUCUAUGUACACCAGGGAGUAUGAACGUUGUUUUAGCAGUUUCGUUGCCUUCGCGGUUUUUUGAUAUGUUCUAAACGGGGAGUGUGAGCACCGAAAAACUUUUUUCUAGGCUCUUGGCUGCUGAAAUGUCCCGCGAAGAAUCGCUUCUUCCUUG